AUGUCGAUAGAAAUGCGAAAGAUCCGCACGGGCGAAGUAAUUCGGACCAGCAUGGACCGGACUGCGGUAGUAGAAUUGGUGUGGAAGCAGCGUCAUCGGCUUUAUCGAAAGCAGAUGCGCCGGGUUACACGUUUUUACGUCCACGAUCCCCUUAACCAGUGUCGCAUUGGGGACACGGUACGAAUCCAGGAAACUCGCCCGAUUUCCAAGACCAAGCACUGGCGCCUGAUGGCAAUUCUCCAGCGCCGUCAGGUGGCAGAAGUCCAGCCAAUUGAACUGGAAACGGACCUAGACGCUGAAAUCGCUGGCACUGCGCCAGAAGACAAUAACAGCGGCGCCAAGUUGAUAAGGCUGAUAAAUAUUCCUGGCUCCAGCCGGCGCAAGUAUGCCAAGGUUGGCGAUGUAAUCGUUUGUACCGUAAGGGAAGCAGUGCCCAAUUCGCCGGUACGCAAGGGGACCGUCGUUAAGGCGGUUGUUGUUCGCCAGGCCCAGGCCCUGCUUCGACCUGACGGGACCUACAUCAAGUUUGACGAUAACGCCGCUGUGAUUAUCCAGGACAACCUUAUGCCUCGAGGGACGCGUAUAUUUGGGCCAGUAGCUCGGGAACUUCGCGAGAAGGGCUUUAUGCGCAUAGUUUCCCUGGCGCCGGAGGUGGUCUAA
Geodia barretti is the source of this 660-nucleotide messenger RNA. The record is from the annotation of a GenBank genome assembly. Lineage: Eukaryota; Metazoa; Porifera; Demospongiae; Tetractinellida; Geodiidae.